This is a messenger RNA of Lasiosphaeria miniovina, 900 nucleotides long. Its product is annotated as RTA1 like protein-domain-containing protein. The transcript is spliced from 3 exons. The record is from RefSeq and is a predicted model, not a curated record. The coding region runs from base 1 to 900 and encodes 299 amino acids. Lineage: Eukaryota; Fungi; Ascomycota; Sordariomycetes; Sordariales; Lasiosphaeriaceae. Gene Ontology annotation, cellular component: membrane.
AUGUAUCUCCUCGCCAGACAGGAUACUGCCGCCCAAGAGCAAAACCCCUUCAAGCUGUACCACUAUGAUCCGACCAUAGCGGGCGCUGUCGUUAUGCUUCUGCUGUUCCUGGGCACAACAAUUCUGCACUUCUGGCAACUGGUUCGCGCACGAUGCUGGUUCAUUCUUCCUUUGGCCAUUGGAGGUAUUUUGGAGUUCAUAGGCUACGCUGCUCGUUGCAAGUCCGGUUUCGAAAGUCCCGAUUGGACUCUGGGCCCGUACAUCAUCCAGGCGAUACUGCUCCUGGUGGCGCCAUCACUCUUCGCAGCUACCAUCUACAUGCAACUUGGCCGAAUCAUCGUGCUUCUGCAUGGGGAAUCGCGCGCCCUGAUACGGAAACAGUGGCUCACCAAGAUCUUCGUCACUGGCGAUGUGCUGUCGUUUGUGCUUCAAGGAGGAGGUGGCGGCUAUCAAGCUGCUGGGACCCUUGAUGCGCUCAACAACGGAUCAAAGGUCAUCAUCGGGGGCUUGUUCGUGCAGCUCAUCUUCUUCGGCAUCUUCAUCGCCGUUGCCGUUGCAUUUGACCUCUCCAUUCGCAAAAAUCCGACCCAGCAGUCAGGGACACACGCGGUCUGGCGAAAACAUAUGUGGGCGAUGUACAUCGGCAGUGCGCUCAUCAUGGUCCGAUCUGCCUUCCGCGUCAUCGAGUACCUGCAAGGGUUCAAUGGCUACCUCCUUAGCCACGAGGCCUAUCUCUACAUCUUCGACGCGGUGCUCAUGUUUCUGGUCAUGGCCCUAUUCAACUACGUCCAUCCCUCCGAAGUCGUGGCUCUCAUUGUCCAGGACGAGCGAGAAUAUAAAAUGGGGGCCUUGACCCAGAAUAUCCACCACCAUGAGCGUCUGCACUCCGACUACCCGUGA